CAGCCCACCAACUCAGCAGGGCAGUAUGGGAGACAGGAAGAGGAACUGUGCUUGCUGUAGGUCGAUGGGGGCUGGAAGAUCCACUGGAAAUGCUGAGUGUCCUCCAGCUGAGACUGAGCCGACUCUUGCAGUGCAGGUCCAUAAUCUGCAAGAACUACGGCGGAGUGCCUCAUUGGCCACCAAAGUCUUUGUGCAGCGAGACUACAGCGAUGGGACCAUGUGUCAGUUCCAGACCAAAUUCCCCCCAGAGCUGGACAGCCGGAUUGAACGUCAACUUUUUGAAGAAACAGUGAAGACUCUCAACAACUUCUAUGCGGAGGCUGAGAAAAUUGGGGGCAGUUCCUACCUGGAAGGAUGUCUGGCCUGUGCAACAGCCUACUUCAUCUUCCUCUGCAUGGAGACCCGCUAUGAAAAGGUUCUGAAGAGGAUCUCUAAGUACAUCCAGGAGCAGAAUGAGAAAAUCUAUGCUCCCCGGGGGUUGUUGUUGACAGAUCCAGUGGAACGAGGCAUGCGGGUUAUUGAGAUCUCCAUCUACGAGGACCGUUGCAGCAGCUCCAGCUCAGGCAGCUCCAGCAGCACCAGCAGCAGUGCUGGUGGUGGGGGUGGGGGCACAGGGGGUCGGUGACUGGCAGAGAGUCCUGGCAGGGAUUUGUACUGCCGGGAUGAUGGUGUCUCCGAGAUCCGCAGACUGCGCUAUCAGAGCACCCGCUUCUGAGCUCCCCCAGGGGGGUCAGGAUGCCAAAGAGUGUUGUGACACCCCUGGGGUUUGUAACAACCAGCAAGGGCAAGGUCAUCCAUCAGGGAUGAGUCAGCUCUGCCCAAAUGGAGCUCACACCCACAUAAGCCCACGGUCAGUGCCUGGGAUCCUGACACCUUGGGGUGGGGAUGCUUCUUGGGGGCUUCUGGGGAGACGGCUCUCCCACUCCCCGGGUUUUCUUCU
This is a messenger RNA of Heteronotia binoei (common prickly gecko), 940 nucleotides long. It is a transcript of the gene GOLGA7B, whose product is annotated as golgin A7 family member B. Gene Ontology annotation, cellular component: palmitoyltransferase complex. The record is from RefSeq and is a predicted model, not a curated record. Gene Ontology annotation, biological process: peptidyl-L-cysteine S-palmitoylation; protein targeting to membrane. Lineage: Eukaryota; Metazoa; Chordata; Lepidosauria; Squamata; Gekkonidae. The transcript has 5 exons. The coding region runs from base 26 to 625 and encodes 199 amino acids.